Arabidopsis arenosa is the source of this 1924-nucleotide messenger RNA. NCBI's taxonomy places the organism in Eukaryota, Viridiplantae, Streptophyta, Magnoliopsida, Brassicales, Brassicaceae. The record is from the annotation of a GenBank genome assembly.
AAUCCUCCAGGCAAGCAAUCAUCUCUCCAAAUUUCCUAAACAGCUGUUGUAACUCUAUUUUCUUCAACUCGUAAUGUAGGGAAAGUGUUUCUUUGAUUUAUGGAUGGAUGUACGGGUAAACGAUCUGUUGACCGGUUGGUUGGUCCUCGGAAAGCUACUGGUCUUAUCCUGCGUGAUAAUAUGAACAAGACAGAUGGUAAGACUGUUCCUUUCUGCAGCCGAGUUGGUUGUAGUGCAAAGGUAACUUCUACCAAGAGAACCCGGAUUGGCUCUACGGAUAACGAUACAAAAGCUGGUCUGCCUCUGGUUCCGUCUUCCUCAAAUGGAAAGGAAACUGUUGGGAGUUCAUCUCGAACUCCUGGUGGAUUUGGAUACUUAAGAAAGCCAGCCAAAGUUACUGCCAGAAGACAGCCGUCAUCUAGUUUAGACACAGAAUCUUCGGAAAAGAGUAGUAUUCAUGAUGAUCCAGCUGCAACAGAGCCUACACUUCCACGCCAAAAGACUAAAAGAGGCACAAUUAAUGUUCAUCCUCAAAGCGCUGUCUCUGGAGAAGUCGUAUUGACAAAGGCAGGAAGCUCAAGUAGAGGAACCAGCAGAAUUAGUCAUCAAAAGUCUGAAUUGGGCAGCGGAGAUGCUCUGACGGGUCCUUCUGUUUCCACAUCUUCUGAUAACAGCGAGCACACUAUAAGAGGCGGUUUGAGCAGGAAUAGAUUGAGGAACUUGAGGUGCAAUUCUGUGUCUGAUGUUCUUCCAACUAACUCAAACUCAGCAACAAAAAUCAGUGUGACUAAAAAGAAAAACUCUGAUGGAGAGAGCAGCUCCUCUAGCAAAGGCAGUAAGACUAGUUUGUUGGUGCCAAAGGUAAGGAGUCAAAAUUCUUCUCAUGGCAAUGGCAUCACAGUUUCUGAUAACAGAAGAAAUCGAAUAUUACCAAGUAUUAGGGACAGCAGUGUUGGUUCAAGUGGUGGUAGGAGAUCUGGUUAUAUUGGUAGAUCAGAGCGACUUGGAGCUGUUGCAUCCUCUGCUACUUCUCGACAAAUGCCUCAUCCUGCAACACCAACCGAUCCCAAUCCUUCUCUUUCGUUUUUUCCAUCAGAUAGAUACAGUAGGCCAAACAGUAGUACUGGACGCGUACAUAGCACGAUGCCUGGUAGCCCCACAGAAGCUGACCCUUCAAGCUCUUUGGUGAACCGGGAUGGUUUGAGUCACUACAACAUGAAUGGUAUUGCAGAGGUAUUGUUGGCCCUGGAAAGGAUUGAACAUGAUGAAGAGCUUACAUAUGAGCAACUGGCUUCUUUGGAGACCAAUCUAUUCUCAAGUGGUAUGUUCAGAUUCUACGAUCAGCAUAGAGAUAUGAGGCUUGACAUUGAUAACAUGUCAUAUGAGGAACUACUAGCUUUGGGGGAGAAAAUGGGUACAGUGAGCACAGCUCUAAGCGAAGAAGCACUCUCGAGAAGCCUCAAGCAAAGCACUUAUCAGGAGACAGAUGAAACCGGAUCCAUAUCUCUGAAUAAGGAAGAUGAUAUCAAGUGCAGUAUUUGCCAGGAAGAGUAUGUUGAUGGAGAUGAAGUAGGGACUAUGCCAUGUCAACAUAUGUACCAUGUGAGCUGUGUACAACAAUGGCUGCGGAUGAAGAAUUGGUGCCCAAUCUGCAAAACCUCUGCGGAAGAGGAGAAAUCAUUUUAGUGAAUAAUGCCAACACCAGUUUUAGGUUUGUGGGAUGAUUCCAAGAUGAUGCAGAUACAUUGCUUUUUUCUUCACCAAGUGCUUGUCUCUACAUCAUCUUGCUCUCUCUCUUUUCUUUUCUUUUCUUUUCUUUUGUACAUAUAACAAUAUCUUUCUUUUGACCCAAUUGGGUACAAAUGGGUAAAUAAGAUCAGGUGACCAUAUCCUUCUCUUUCUGUAUUAAAAGCUCAACUUUUGA